AUGGGACUGGCUUUUGAAAGAACGAGGAGCAAACCUGCCAGAAAUGCAGGGAAAGUGAAAGGGCACGUGGGAAAACCAGAGGCACUGUUUGACAAGAGUUCCCAGCAAGUGGCUGCUUCCAGGGAGGUCAGUUGGGGUGGGUGGAAAAGGAGCAAGAGUCCCAGGAUGCACCGCGUGGGCCCAGCAACAGCUGUCGUGCUGAGGACUCAGGCGGAGCCCGAGCGCAAGCGGGAGCCAGAGCCAGAGCUGGGUGGAAGGAGAUUUCGAGAGCGGGAGCAGCGCAGCCCAGCCCGGGGGCCUGGGCGCGGACCUGCCACUAGUUCGACUCCCCCUUGGCACCCGGCACCGCCACCAGCCUCUGGGGCUCCCGAUUCCGUGCCUUCCCCGUGGACAGCCGACCGCAUUGCAGGAGGGAGAGUGGGCGGAGAAGGGUCCAGAUUGUCCGAUUCCGCUAUGCCCAAUCUUGGAGGGAGGGGAGGAAGGGGAGCGGGGGCAGAAGCUGCAGCGUCCUCUGGCUCGGGAAGCAGACGAAAAACCAUGGCCAAGGCGACUCCUGUUAAGGUGUCUGUGACAUUUGAUGAUGUGGCCGUGUAUUUCUCAAAGAAUGAGUGGAAGAAACUGAAAUGGUCCCAGAAAGAACUUUAUAAGCAUGUGAUGAAGACUAAUUAUGAAACCUUGAUCUCCUUGGAUUAUACUAUUCCCAAACCAGAUUUGAUAUCCCAUAUUGAACAAGGAAAGGAGCCAAUCUUCAAGAAUCUGGCAAAUUUGGAGACAAGUGUGAGAACGAACCAAUCUAGCACUGCUGAGCUACGUAACUCUGACAGCACUGAGGAACAGCAGUCUGUCCCUGGAAACCAGAGAGUGAUGCAGCUUAAAGCAAAGAAAUGCCAUUUUGGUAGUCCUCAAAACCAAGACUUAUCUGGAUCUUCAUCACUUAAUGAAGGAAAUGUUUUCUGCAGGCCUACCCAAAGAAACACCUUGAGAAACCUGUCCUCCCAAAACAGAGAGCCUUCAAUUCCAGAAGCUAAUAGUACUAAGGGAUUCACUGAGAGGGUGGAAGAGGAACACCCAGGGACCAUCAAUUGCCAGGAAGCCCCCAAUGGACAUAGAUUCUAUCCCUGCCAUGUGUGUGGGAAAAGCUUCCAGUACAAAGGUCACUUGGUAAAACACCAAAGGAGCCACUCAGACAACCAAUGCCAAUGCCCACAGUGCAAGAAGAAAUUCAGCAGGCAAUCUGACAAGAGACAGAAAGGAAAGAACGAAAAAAAGAGAAGGAACAGAAAAAGAAUCUAUGAAUGCAGUGAGUGUGGCAAGAGCUACUGCUUGAAGAAGAACCUGAAUGCCCACCAGCGUAAGCAUGGUGGGGAGGAUUUCCUUCAGGAAUCUGAAAGGAAUAAGAACUUCACCCGCCAGGCCAACUUAAAGAGGCUUGAGGGCACACGAAGCAGGAGGAGUGUCUUCACUUGUAGAGAGUGUGGGAAAAGCUUCUGCCAGGAGUCUUACCUGCGAACCCAUCUAAGCCUGCAUAAGGAGGAAAAGCUGUUUAUCUGUGGUGAGUGUAACAAGUGUUUUUCUUAUCAGUACAAGUUCAUCGAACACAUCAGGAUCCAUACUGGGGAGAAGCCCUUCCAGUGUCCCAAGUGUGGAAAGAACUUCCGCCUGAAGGUCAAUCUGAAGAUCCAUGUGAGCCUGCAUAAUGGGAUCGAUCCUUGCCGCUGUAGUGAGUGUAAAAAGACCUUUGCUCACAAAGCAAGCCUCGUCAAACACAUCAGAAGACUUCAUCGACUGGAUAGGCCUUUUAAGUGUCCUGAGUGUGACAAGACCUUCAAAAGGAAGACCACCAUGAGACUCCAUUAUGGCCUACACCAAGGUGAGAGACCAUUCCCUUGCACAAAAUGUGACAAAUGCUUCAGCCAACAAAUUAAACUCACUGAACACAUGAGGGUCCACACUGGGGAGAAACCUUACCGGUGUUGUGAAUGCGGUAAAAAAUUUCGAUUGAGGAGAAUUAUGAUUGCCCAUCAGAGUGAACACAGUGGGAUGAAGUCCUUUAUCUGUGGGGAGUGUGGCAAAAGAUUCCUUAUGCAGUACAUGCUCACAGAACACUUCAGGGUCCACAGUGGGGAGAAGCCCUUCCAGUGUGGUGAAUGUGGUAAGAACUUUACCCGGAGAACCAACUUGAAUGCCCACAUGCGUAUCCAUACUGGACAAAAGCCAUUCUCCUGUAGCCAGUGUGGCAAAUGUUUCCCCCAUCAAUCUAAGCUCGCUCAGCACCUUCAAGUGCACAACAAGGAUAAAACCUUCCAAUGUCCUGAAUGUGACAAAAGCUUUCGCCAAAAUAGAAGUCUGAAGGCCCACAUGAGCCACCACAGUGGGGAAAAGCCUUUCACUUGUAAAGAGUGUGGCAAAAGCUUUGCCUUGCAGCAUGUCUUCAAUGAGCACAUCAGAGUUCACAGUGGGGAAAAACCCUUCCAGUGUCCUGAAUGUAACAAGUGCUUCUAUAGGAAGGCUACCAUGAAGGUCCAUCAGAACAGACAUAAGCAGAAAAAGUCAUACCCAUGCCCCAAGUGUGAAAAAUGUUUUUCCCAGCGUUGUGAACUCACUGAACAUGCUAAAUCUCACCAAAAAAAGGCCUUCCAGUGUUCUGAGUGUGACAAGAGCUUCUCUCAGGAAAAAUCUCUGAAGGUUCAUGAGAGUCUGCACAAAGCGGGGAGUACACUUUCCUGUGAUGAAUGUGGUAAGAAUUUCACCCGAAAGUGUGAGCUAAGUAGACACAUCAAGAUCCAUGCUAGGAAGAAGUCCUUCCAGUGUCCUGACUGUAAAAAGAGCUUUGUCCAUAAGUCAUCUUUGAGGGCACACCACCACAUACAUAAGAAGGAAAGACCAUUUUUAUGUUCUGAUUGUGGCAAGAGCUUUGCUUAUGUGGGUGCAUUUAAUACCCAUAAUGCAGCCCAUGCUAAGGAGAAAGCCAAGAGUUCCAGGUCAGAGAAGAGUUCCAGAUCAGAGAAGAGUUCCAGGUCAGAGAAGAGUUCCAGACCAGAGAAGAGUUCUAGGUCAGAGAAGAGUUCUAGGUCGGAGGUGGUACCCAAUAGUGCCAGCUCUUUGAACCAGUGA
Vombatus ursinus (common wombat) is the source of this 3114-nucleotide messenger RNA. Its product is annotated as zinc finger protein 425-like. The record is from RefSeq and is a predicted model, not a curated record. The transcript is spliced from 6 exons. Lineage: Eukaryota; Metazoa; Chordata; Mammalia; Diprotodontia; Vombatidae. Gene Ontology annotation, biological process: regulation of DNA-templated transcription. Bases 1 to 3114 code for a protein of 1037 amino acids.